Humulus lupulus (European hop) is the source of this 1309-nucleotide messenger RNA. Its product is annotated as conserved oligomeric Golgi complex subunit 7-like. The record is from RefSeq and is a predicted model, not a curated record. Lineage: Eukaryota; Viridiplantae; Streptophyta; Magnoliopsida; Rosales; Cannabaceae. Gene Ontology annotation, cellular component: COG complex. Gene Ontology annotation, biological process: Golgi organization; intracellular protein transport; retrograde vesicle-mediated transport, Golgi to endoplasmic reticulum. The transcript is spliced from 2 exons. Bases 588 to 1076 code for a protein of 162 amino acids.
GUGAGUCUCAAGUUUUAAGAAUUUGUGUAUUGUAGUUGAUAAGACCUAGCAUUUGAGCUUUGAAUUUGGGAUUAUUUAUUUAUUCAGUUUAAGGAUUCUGGGGGUUUUUCCAAGCUUCAAUUUUUAUGGGAUUUUUACUUGUUCAAGCUAAUCAGGUCGCCAUUCUUGGAGGGUCGGUGGGAUUUUUUCCAGGGCUGAUGUCUUCCACGCAGUAGUUGAGGUGAGUCUUUCUUUGAUUUUUGUGAUCUGGGUUUGCUUUGUUUUUGCGUUUUAUGUGUCUGGGUUCUUCAUGUUUUUGUGAUUUUUUUGAUAUGGGUUUUCAACUAUUAUGGAAUUCGUUUCCAAUUUCUCGUCGAAUCGUUGUGUUAUUGAUUUGCAUUGCACGACCUGUUUGUUAAUUUCAAUUUUGUAUGUGUAAUUUUUCUUCUUUGCGUUUUGAGUUGCUCCUUUUCUGUUUUGGUGUGUGAUUGCUCUAAUAUGGAAAUUUUAACGAGGUGAAUGAGGCAUUGAUUGAGUUACACAACGUGACACAGACUUUUGCUAGAAAUAUUCAGCAUUCCUUUUCAGAUUCCGAUCUUCGAGUUCUAAUGGAUACACUGAAGGCAGUGUACUCUCCCUUUGAAUCAUUUAAACAAAGGUAUGGACAGAUGGAGCGGGCCAUCCUUUCUUCUGAAAUUGCUGGGGUAGAUCUCAGGGGAGCUGUUACUUGUGGUGUGGGUGCCCAGGGGAUUGAACUCAGUGAAACAGUUCGCAGAAUGGAGGAAUCUAUUCCCCAUAUCAUUGUACUUCUUGAGGCAAGUGUAGAAAGGUGUAUCAACUUUACUGGUGGUUCUGAGGCAGAUGAACUAAUUCUUGCUCUUGAUGACAUAAUGUUACAAUAUAUUUCUGCUUUACAAGAGACACUAAGAUCAUUAAGAGUGGUCUGUGGAGCAGACCAUGAUGGUGUUGGUUCAAAGAAAGAGAUGGGAUCAGACAAGAGAGAUGGCAACACUGCACGAAAAGUUGAAUUGAUUUCAAAUGAGGAGGAAUGGUCCAUUGUUCAAGGGGCUUUGCAGAUCCUCACAGUUUCAGACUGAUGUGUUGUAAAUCAUUAAAGUAGAAAGGCUGAAAGAGACCAUGGCUUCUCCUUCUCCUUCUCACCACACAGCUAUCCCACAACGCAUCUCAAAACCCUCCAUUUCCCACUGUAAGUAAAUCUCUCUCUUUCUCUCUGUAUAUAUAAUAUAUAUACGUAUAUAUAUGACACUACUAGUACCCUUAAGAUGAACUAGUAUGAGAAAUAACUUAAACCCUUAAUUUCAUUGCUAAA